AUGAUGCCUCUUACUGGUGAUGCCAACAGAACGUUUGGGAAUAUACCAAGUCAAUGGUCCGAUGCUGGAUAUCACGAAUACGAUGGCAGAAGACGCAUGACUAAGUACGUUCAACAAGGUCUCUUUAAUGUUCCGAACAAGGUGCGAAAACAAGGACGACAAUACGACGGUUUUGAUUAUGGACAUUUGAUCACACUUCAACUUCCCUCCGUGAUGAAGCGUCAGGCUCUUCAGAUCCUAGCAAAUCAACUCCGUAGUGACAUAACGAGACUUCAACUUGAUUUCAUUUCGGACUGUGGAUGGAUUUGCAAUGUCGUUACGGACUUACGCAAUCGUGCGUCAGACCACGAGUACUACAAGAUUCCUAAUUUAGUCAAUCCCCACUCCACCGGCCACAGUGCAACAAAAAUGUGA
Molecule: messenger RNA, 414 nt
Organism: Protopolystoma xenopodis
Lineage: Eukaryota; Metazoa; Platyhelminthes; Monogenea; Polystomatidea; Polystomatidae
Source: the annotation of a GenBank genome assembly